This is a messenger RNA of Talpa occidentalis (Iberian mole), 740 nucleotides long. Its product is annotated as layilin-like. Gene Ontology annotation, molecular function: hyaluronic acid binding. The transcript is spliced from 3 exons. The annotation marks the transcript as partial. NCBI's taxonomy places the organism in Eukaryota, Metazoa, Chordata, Mammalia, Eulipotyphla, Talpidae. The record is from RefSeq and is a predicted model, not a curated record.
AAAGAAGAAGAUGCCAAAGAAACACUUAAAGAAAAUAAAGAAGCUGCCUUGAAUAUUGCCUAUAUCCUGAUACCCAGCAUCCCCCUUGCUCUCCUCCUUGUGGUCUUCACAGUUGUAUGUUGGUUUGGAGCUGUAGGAGGCAAGAGACGGGAACAGCCUGACCCCAGCACAAAGGAGCCGCACACCAUCUGGCCCACUGCUCACCAAGGGAACAGCCCCAACCUCGAGGUUUACAAUGUUAUACGAAAACAAAGUGAAGCUGACUUAGCUGAGACCCGACCAGACCUGAAGAACAUUUCAUUCCGAGUGUGUUCAGGAGAAGCCACAUCCGAUGACUUGUCUUAUGACUAUGACAACGUGGCCGUAAACCCAUCUGAAAGCGGAUUCGUGACCCUGGCAAGUGUGGAGAGUGGCUUUGUGACCAAUGACAUUUACGAGUUCUCCCCAGAACGAACGGGGAGGAGCAAGGAGUCUGGAUGGGUGGAAAAUGAAAUAUAUGGUUACUAAGGCGCAUGGGGAAAGCUUGAAGAAUGAGAAAGAAAAGAGAAGUAAAAUUCUCCUAUAUUCUAUUAGGAAAACAUUCAGAUCUAUGGCGAUGUCACAUCGGGUCCAGGGGUACGCAUGUGGUCCCCUCUAGCCCCUGUUGGAUUCCCAAGUUUGGGCUGUAUUUCUUGCACAACCUGACCUAUGAGAAAGCACUUUAUCAAGAGUAAAAAAUAAAUGUCAACUGACUGGUUGUA